Messenger RNA from Lynx canadensis (Canada lynx), 714 nucleotides. RefSeq names its product leucine-rich repeat-containing protein 7-like. Bases 1 to 714 code for a protein of 237 amino acids. NCBI's taxonomy places the organism in Eukaryota, Metazoa, Chordata, Mammalia, Carnivora, Felidae. Gene Ontology annotation, biological process: neurotransmitter receptor transport postsynaptic membrane to endosome; neurotransmitter receptor transport, endosome to postsynaptic membrane. The transcript has 5 exons. The record is from RefSeq and is a predicted model, not a curated record. Gene Ontology annotation, molecular function: protein binding. Gene Ontology annotation, cellular component: adherens junction; postsynaptic density; postsynaptic membrane.
AUGCCAAUAGCCAGGGCAGAUGGUGAGGGCUGGGAUCUGACAGAAGCCUGGGACACAAGAGGGAGAGAUUGUUUGCUUUUUUGGAUGGGCUUCCCCACCAGUGACAGUCAUGAGCUUCCAUCUGCAAGGGUAAGAGAGCAGGGUGACACCAUCCACCAGCAGGGUGGGACUUCAGUGAGCAACACAGUGCCUCCAGUAGAGACUGAAGCCACGUACACCAAACCCUGCCCCCCUGUGUUCUUCAGAGACAUCUUUGCUAGGCCUGAAGUUCUGGAUCAAAUACAAAAUUUAAGGGAGUUAUGGAUGGAUAAUAAUGCAUUACAAGUGCUACCUGGGUCUAUAGGGAAGUUAAAGAUGUUGGUAUACCUGGAUAUGUCAAAAAACAGAAUAGAAACGGUUGACAUGGAAAUUUCUGGAUGUGAAGCCCUUGAAGACCUCUUACUGUCAUCCAAUAUGUUGCAACAGUUGCCCGACUCUAUAGGUCUUUUGAAAAAACUAACUACUCUCAAAGUAGAUGACAAUCAACUUACAAUACUACCCAAUACAAUCGGAAAUUUAUCUUUAUUAGAAGAAUUUGACUGUAGCUGUAAUGAAUUGGAGUCUCUACCUUCUACUAUCGGCUACCUUCAUAGUCUUCGAACGUUAGCAGUCGAUGAGAAUUUCCUUCCAGAAUUACCCAGAGAAGUGAGAAAUAAACUUGUUUUUGUUAACUAA